CCUAUCAUUACUUCAACCUGAAACGUCAAAAACUACCAAAAAGCCGCGAAAUCGUUCUCAAAUUUUGAAUAAAAAAUUAUUUAUAAUUAAAAUUUACCGUACCUUACUUACCCGUAAUAAAAUUAAAAAUGCCUAUUCUAAUUAAAUCAGCUGGUGAGGGAGGAAUUGAAGAGUGGGCAAUUAUAGAGAUGCAAGGUGAUCUAGUAGCUCGUGACGAUGAAGAUAUAGAAAAUCUGUUUGUAGGAGAUUUAUAUUACAAUAAAUUUGGUCAACCAAUAAUGAUAAUUGGACAUCAUAUGCUCACAGGAAGAGAACAAAAAAUUGAAAAACCCUAUGCUGUUUUGGAAAAGACAAAAACCAAUGAAGGUGUCAGUCUAAGUGAUACUACGACAACAGAUGCAGGAGAGGUGAGCACUUUAAAUGCAACUGUUGAUCAAACGUUGCUCGAUACUACAGCUGCUAUUGAAAAUAAAUCAGCUCAAAGAACAGAAUAUAAAGUUCGAGCACUCGUUACAAAGAAGCUACUUUUCAAAUCACGUCCAAAACCUAUUAUUGCUAAUGUUCCAGACACUGUCUGAGUGAAUCUAAUGAUAUUGUUAUUUUAAGUUGCAUUUUUAUAUGAAAAAAAAAAAAUUGUUAAAA
Episyrphus balteatus (marmalade hoverfly) is the source of this 642-nucleotide messenger RNA. RefSeq names its product chromosome transmission fidelity protein 8 homolog. The transcript has 3 exons. NCBI's taxonomy places the organism in Eukaryota, Metazoa, Arthropoda, Insecta, Diptera, Syrphidae. The coding region runs from base 129 to 578 and encodes 149 amino acids. The record is from RefSeq and is a predicted model, not a curated record. Gene Ontology annotation, biological process: mitotic sister chromatid cohesion. Gene Ontology annotation, cellular component: Ctf18 RFC-like complex.